Messenger RNA from Geodia barretti, 834 nucleotides. Lineage: Eukaryota; Metazoa; Porifera; Demospongiae; Tetractinellida; Geodiidae. The record is from the annotation of a GenBank genome assembly.
CUGGCACUGUACCGACUGGGUUACAAGAUAUGCUCCGUGUCCAGCCGCAGCUACGGGUCUGCCGAAGCCCUGGCAGCCAGCGUACCGGGGUGCAGUGUCUGCACGACAGCGCAGGAAGUAGCGGACAAUUCCGACCUGGUGUUUAUCACCACUCCAGACGCGGCCAUUGCGCCGGUGGCGGCCUCAGUCCGGUGGCGUACUGGUCAUGAGGUGGUUCACUGCUGCGGCGCGUCGGGACGGGACAUCUUGAAGGGGGCGGCCGACCAGGGCGCGAAUACCGGCGCCUUUCAUCCUUUCCAGACCUUUGCCGGUCUGGAAAGCCCGGACCAGGCCAUUGCAAGGCUAUCUGGCGUAACCUUCGCUAUUUCGGCGGAGGAAGUGCUGGAGGGUUACUUGAGGGAUCUCGCUGAGGCCCUGGACGGGCGAGCGGUAACCAUGGACGACGAGUUGCGCUCUCUUUAUCACGCCUCGGCAGUCCUGAGCUGCGGAUACCUGGUAACCCUGUUGCAGGCGGCGGUAGAGGUGUGGCAGGCCGCUGGGUUCACCGAAGAGGAAGGCUUGGAUGCGGUGGUUGCAGUUUCCCGGGCCACCCUGGAAAAUGUGGCGCGGUUGGGACCGAAGGCCAGCGUAACCGGACCGCUGGUGCGGGGUGAUGUUGCUACGGUAACGCGGCACCUGUCUGCGCUGGUUAACACCAAACCCGAAGUGGCCGGGCUGUAUGCGGCGCUUACGCACCAAUCCCUGCCGCUGGCGAGAGAAGUCGGGCUGAACUCAGAUGGUGAAACAGUCCUCCGCCAGGAACUGGCCGAAUACGGGUUCCCACUCCCAAGGUAA